Messenger RNA from Bactrocera dorsalis (oriental fruit fly), 1158 nucleotides. RefSeq lists its product as uncharacterized. NCBI's taxonomy places the organism in Eukaryota, Metazoa, Arthropoda, Insecta, Diptera, Tephritidae. Gene Ontology annotation, biological process: mitochondrial translation. The record is from RefSeq and is a predicted model, not a curated record. Gene Ontology annotation, molecular function: structural constituent of ribosome. The transcript has 2 exons. Gene Ontology annotation, cellular component: mitochondrial small ribosomal subunit; mitochondrion. The coding region runs from base 330 to 1055 and encodes 241 amino acids.
ACAACUUACAUUCCACAACAUACAAAUGUUUUUUCAAAAUGUGUUCAAUGUCGGUCCGAACAUAGUAUUAGUUUUUCUAUAAAAUGUGGAUUUGCUUAUUUUGUUACUGAAAUAAUAUAAACAACUUCGAUAUACCAUUUAUCGACGUUUUGUGUAUAUACAGAUAUAAAAAUAAAAUUCGAAGCAAAUUCGAAUAGAAAAAAUUCGAAUUCGAGAAAAUUUAUUUUCGAAUCGAGAUACAGAAUAGGCCCCAAGUACUCUAUUUCAUACAAUUGUUUGAUAAACAAUACCAUUGUUUUGUUUGAAAGUGUCCAUAAAAGUUGUAUCACAUGGGAAAAAAGAAUAAACGAAAGGGUCACCCAAAACCGCAUUAUGGUGGAAAACCACUUUGGCAACUGCUGGAGAAUUUGCCAAACCAUGGCGUUGGCCGGCUGAUAGUUCGUGGCUCCUUUCGGCAGGAUGAAGAACAUCCCAGUUAUAUGCGUAUACUAACUGUAGAUAUGACAUCAAAAUCAAUAAAACAUCCCGACAAUCCAAAAAAUGUAAACAAAAUAAGAAUUCCCGUUACUGUGGAAAAAGUAUGGCGGGGAGUAAUUUCCCCUAAACCUUGUAAUAUCCAAAGUACCAGCUACUUACCAGAUUACAUACUUAUUCCUGAAGCAGAAGAAGAGAAGUACGUGCGCAACGCGAAGACUGCAAGUGAAUGUAACUAUGUAUAUUGGACAGCUGGUCAAAAGAAAAGGAUAAAAGAGAGCAUAGAGCAAGGAAUGUCACCAGAAGAAGCUAAACAACGGGAGAAAGAAAGGAUAGCCUUGCAAGAAGCCGAAGCUGGAGGAUCAACCAGCAGUGGAUCUUUUAAUCAAAACCAAUCUAUCUUCGAAGAUAAUUUUGAUGAUGACAUCGAUGAGGAUGAUGACCAUCAAAAUUUUCCUGAAAGGCAGGUUCAGAAAAAUUCAGCAUCUGCUAAUAAAAUAGGACAUGGACCAAGUCGUGGUUCAAAAAGAAGCUGGCCUCAAAAGAGUAAUAAAGUAAGCGCGAAAUUAAGAAAACAAUAAGUGAAUAUAAAAAUUUAAAAGCUUUUACUUCAGAUACAUACUUAUAUAUGUAUUAAUUAUUGUUCGAUCUUGGUUAAAUAAAAAUUUUAAUUCCUAAUCUUAA